AUGUGUGGCAAAAACGGUUGCGAACUAAAACACCACGAGCUGCUACACAAUGAUCUGAAACACACGACAUCGCCUCAGGCAGUCUCUUCGAAUUCUUGUGAUCAAAUUUCUCCAACUAAGCGUGACGAUCUUCCCAAAUCAAACUCUAGUACAUCGGAACAUGGAUGUCACACUCAUCAGGUUUCAUCUAACAACGCUUUAUUCCGCUAUUUACCGGUAGUGCUUCAUGGAAAGCAACGUUCAGUUCAAACAUUUGCGUUUCUUGAUGACGGAUCGGAGCUUACACUACUUGAUAGCGAUUUGGCAGAUGACUUACAACUUGAAGGAAAUAUAGAACCCUUGUGUUUACGUUGGACAGGAGGAGCUACACGCCGUGAGGAACGUUCAAGGAGUGUCCGACUGGAAGUAGCCUCCAAACAUGAGCCGUUUAGGAGGUAUAGUUUACACGGUGUACGCACAGUUAAAGAACUGCUUCUUCCCCCGCAAACUAUGAAUAUAGAAGAGCUAACUACGCGGUACCCACAUCUCAGUGGCCUGCCAAUUGCUUCGUACCGAGACAUUCGUCCAAGGAUUUUGAUUGGAAUCAAGCAUCAACAUUUGAGUUUAGUACGAAAGAGUCGUGAAGGAACUCCACAUCAGCCAGUAGCCGUUAAAACCCGGUUAGGGUGGACUGUGUGCGGAGGGGGCAAUUCAGACGAAGCUUCAAGCCUCGUACAUUCCGUAUUCCAUGUGUGUUCUUGUAAAUCAUCAACGGAUGAAGAUCUCCACAAAGCGAUGAAAGAAUAUUUCACAAUCGAUGGUCUUGGUGUUACUCAGCCGAAAAGAAUUCUUCUCUCUGCAGAGGACGAGCGAGCACGAUCAUUGCUUCAAACUUGUACCGUAUUCAAAGGAGAUCGUUAUGAAACUGGCCUGUUGUGGCGCUAUGGAAACGUUCGUUUGCCAGACAGCUAUCCUAUGGCUCUACGGCGGCUGCAAUGCCUGAAAAAACGGAUGGAUAAGGAUCCAGAACUGGCUGAAACUCUGAAUCAAAAAAUCACCGACCUUGUUACAAAGGGAUACGCGAGAAAACUUACGGAGCAAGAACUAAAUCAAGCUUUCCCGCGAGUCUGGUAUUUGCCAAUAUUCCCGGUGACUAAUAUCCACAAACCUGGGAAAAUCCGUAUGGUAUGGGACGCGGCUGCAGCAGCCUACGGAGUAACACUGAACUCGGUUCUAUUGAAAGGGCCUGAUUUGCUCUGUGAUCUGUUCAACAUACUGAUCCGAUUUCGGGAAGGCAAGAUCGCGCUGACCGGAGACGUACGUGAAAUGUUUUUGCAAGUUCUUAUACGAGCUGAAGAUCAGCAAUGUCAGCGUUUCCUCUGGUACGACGAUAACGGUGAAGUAGUUGUUUACAUCCUAAAGGUCAUGACGUUCGGAGCGUGUUGCUCCCCUAGUACGGCGCAUUUUAUAAAAAAUUUAAACGCCGAUCGAUUCAUAGCGAAGUUUCCAGAUGCUGUUGAAGUGAUCCAGAAACGCCACUACGUCGACGAUAUGCUGGUUAGUGUUGCGACGCAUCAGCAAGCAAUUGAACUCGCUAAACAGGUAAAGCAAAUACAUGCCGAUGGCGGAUUCGAGAUCCGUAACUGGAUAAGCAACUCCGAACAGGUUACUAAGGCGUUACAAGAGAAACGGACGGAGGAGAAGAGCCUUGACCUCUCUCCUGAAUUUUCUACAGAAAAGGUUCUCGGCAUGUGGUGGUGUACUUCUUCGGAUACAUUCACGUAUAAGAUUGGUUGGAAUCGUUAUGGUCGUGCUCUGCUAGAAGGUGAAAUUCAUCCAACAAAAAGGGAUAUGCUGCGUGUCCUGAUGUCUAUUUUCGAUCCUCUUGGACUGAUCGCACAUUUUCUCAUGUACUUAAAAGUCAUCCUCCAAGAUGUUUGGCGUGCCGGAAUUGAUUGGGACGACCGAAUCGACAACACACUGUUCGAAAAGUGGCAGAAAUGGCUUCAAGUGCUUCCAAGAGUCGAAGAAAUUAGUAUUCCUCGGUGCUACUUCAGCCACACAGAUGCUGUUGGCGAAAAUAUUCAACUCCACACGUUCGUAGAUGCUGGCGACAAUGGCAUGGCAGCAGCGUGUUAUUUGCGCGUCGUUCAAGACGGCAUUGUUGAGUGUAGACUAGUUGCCGCGAAAACUAGAGUCGCUCCAUUAAAGUAUAUGUCAACGCCCAAACUUGAGCUCCAAGCAGCGUUAGUGGGCGCGCGACUAUCUCGAUCAGUUUCCGAAGCUCUUGUUAUCAAAUUCUCUCGAAAAAUAUUUUGGUCAGACUCACAGGACGUACUAUGUUGGAUCAAGUCGGAUCACCGCCGUUAUUCGCAGUUUGUGGCAUUCCGAGUUAGCGAAAUACUGGAGACGACAGAGAUGAGCGAAUGGAGAUACGUUCCUACCGAUUUAAACGUAGCAGACGAUGGGACUAAAUGGAAAGGGGUUCCUGAUUUAACUUCAAAGGCAAGAUGGUUUAACGGCCCUAAAUUUCUUUAUCAAUCAGACGAAUGUUGGCCAGUUGCGUGUAAGAACUCGUUGGCUACAGAGCUAGAACUACGUCCGAGCGUAUUAGUUCACUCCGUCGCAGCAGUGCCCGCGGUAUGCAUUACCGACUUUUCUUCUUGGAACCGGUUAGUUAAUGUCGUUGCUCUGGUACGUAGAUUUGUGAACAAUUGCAAACUAAAACUCCAGAAAAGUUCAAUCGUGGUUGGGCCGCUUUCAAGCCAAGAAAUAUCCUCCUCAACUCAUUAUUUAAUCCGUCAAGCGCAGCAGGAGGCCUAUCAAGACGAAAUUACCGUCUUAAAACAAUCACAACAUGAUCUAGAGCAUUCUACAGCGCGGAUUCAUACUACAAGUUCAAUUUAUAAGAAAUCACCGUGGAUAGACCAGAAUUCGAUUUUGAGAAUGCGAGGCCGCAUCGCCGCCUGUGACUACGCUACAGAGGAUGCAAAGAAUCCGACAAUUCUGCCCGUGACCACCAUACCACCAAGUUGA
This is a messenger RNA of Malaya genurostris, 3015 nucleotides long. RefSeq lists its product as uncharacterized. The record is from RefSeq and is a predicted model, not a curated record. The coding region runs from base 1 to 3015 and encodes 1004 amino acids. The transcript has a single exon. NCBI's taxonomy places the organism in Eukaryota, Metazoa, Arthropoda, Insecta, Diptera, Culicidae.